GCCAUUUCGAACAUAUCCAUCCUCUAUUCUAUGGCCAUGGCAAACCAACAGCAGCACCAACCAUGCCAUGGCAUAACUGAACAAGCACAAGUUGUUGUGGUCAUGGUGCCCUUUCCAGCACAAGGCCAUCUCAACCAGCUCCUCCAACUCUCCAGGCUCGUCCUAUCCUAUAACAUCCCGGUCCACUAUGUCGGCGCCACCACCCACAAUCGUCAGGCCAAGCAGCGCGUGCACGGUUGGGAUCCAGACGCCGCAGCGAGUAUCCAUUUCCAUGAUAUUGAGAUCCCUCCUUUUCAUUGCCCUCCUCCCAAUCCAAAUGCCAAAAUCAAGUUCCCUUCUCAUUUGCAACCUGCUUUCAAUGCCUCGUCUCAUCUUACAGAGCCUGUUUCAAUGCUUGUACGUGCACUUUCAUGCAAAGCAAGGAAGAUUGUUGUAAUUCAUGACUCUCUAAUGGGGUCUGUGAUUCAAGAAGCUCGUUUACUCCCUAAUGUAGAGUCUUACAUUUUCCGUAGUGUAUCUGCUUUUACUGUUUCCUCGUAUGCAUGGGAACAGCAAGGGAAGAAUAUUAUAGAGGAUAAUGAGUUGUUUCCACAGGAUAUUCCUUCUCUUGAAGGGUGUUUUACUGCUGAGUUUGCAGAUUUUUUUGCUCGUCAAUCUAAUUACCAAAAGCUCAACACUGGCUGUGUUUACAACACUUGUAAACUGGUAGAAGGUGCUUAUAUGGAUUUGCUUGAGAAAGAAACAGCUAAGGAAGGCAUUAAGCACUGGGCUUUAGGACCUUUCAAUCCCGUGACAAUACCCGAGAGAUCAGAAAAGAAGAGGUUUUGCUUGGAUUGGCUUGAUAAACAUGCAAGAAACUCAGUCAUUUACGUGUCGUUUGGGACGACUACAACCUUGGAUGAUGAACAAAUCAAGGAGCUGGCAAUUGGGCUGAGAGAAAGUAAACAAAAGUUUAUUUGGGCACUACGAGAUGCUGAUAAAGGAGAUGUUUUCAACGGAGAAGAGAGAAGAGCAGAACUCCCAGAAGGGUACGAGGAUUCAGUGGAUGGGAUAGGACUAGUGGUGAGAGACUGGGCACCCCAGCUAGAGAUUUUAGCCCAUCCGGCAACAGGAGGGAUUAUGAGUCACUGUGGAUGGAAUUCUUGCAUGGAAAGUAUUACCAUGGGAGUGCCAAUUGCUGCUUGGCCUAUGCACUCAGAUCAACCAAGAAACGCAGUUCUAAUAACAAAAAUCCUCAAGAUUGGAGUUGUAGUUAAGGAAUGGGAGCUAAGAGAUGAGAUUGUAACGUCAAAGAUUGUUGAAAGUGCUGUGAAAAAGCUAAUGGCAUCGACAGAAGGUGAUGAGAUGAGAAGGAGAGCAGAAGAAAUGGGGGAGUCCGUGCGAGUAUCCGCGGCUGAAGGAGGAGUUUCUCGUAUGGAGAUGGAAUCCUUCGUUGCUCAUAUCACGAGUUAAUUUUUUAAGUGGGCACUAAUUAAGCUGGUUUCGCUAGCCAUAAUAAAUUUUCAACCUGCAAUGAAAUGCAGCUAGGCAAGUACAAGAGAUCUAUACAGUCCUUGUACUCAUACUGGAUUGUCAUUAAAUUAAUUAUAACUUCUGCCGUUUUUGCAUUUCAAAUAAAAAUAAAAGUGUACCGUUUGUUUUUUUUC
Molecule: messenger RNA, 1646 nt
Organism: Populus nigra (black poplar)
Lineage: Eukaryota; Viridiplantae; Streptophyta; Magnoliopsida; Malpighiales; Salicaceae
Product: zeatin O-xylosyltransferase-like
Exons: 1
Coding region: 31-1452 (473 amino acids)
Molecular function (GO): UDP-glycosyltransferase activity
Source: RefSeq, a predicted model, not a curated record